Molecule: messenger RNA, 1152 nt
Organism: Spea bombifrons (plains spadefoot toad)
Lineage: Eukaryota; Metazoa; Chordata; Amphibia; Anura; Pelobatidae
Gene: C6H1orf87
Product: chromosome 6 C1orf87 homolog
Exons: 7
Coding region: 331-1152 (273 amino acids)
Source: RefSeq, a predicted model, not a curated record
AGAAAGCUCAACUGAAACGGAGGAAGAUGCCUCAUAUGUUACGUUAAGAGGAACAUAAAGGCUUCCUAAUCGCACACUGAGACGGUAGGAGGGCGAUCAACACAACAUCAUUGUCCCUUUAACACAAUCAUCGGCUGAGAAGCGAGGCUUUUGAAUUGUCAAACAUAGAAUUUGCCGAGAGAUCAGACCCGUUCGGCCCGUCUAGUGAGUUUUUUCCCUGCUGUUGAGACCGUAAUCAUUUGCUACACGAUAUUGUCUCAGGUGUAUCUCAAAGGUUCUUUUCCCUUUCACCGAAGCUAGAUAUAGAGCGUCCAUUAUUGGGGGAUUUUUAUGCCCAUCGCUCGCAUGAAGAAAGUUCGUACAGAAAAGGACCCAAUUCCAGACGUAGUUGUAAAAAUCGUGGGGAGCAAAUAUGUGAGAUACAUAGCGGACAAAUCAACCUGCUCUCUGGAUGAAAAUGAAGCAGACGUAGAUAUCAUUGCCCAAACAUCAAAGGAAUUCAGUGGAUUGCAUGGCGUUGAGUCCUUAACAAAAAGCUUAGUGCAGAAGGAUCAGUCCGGAUGUGGUUUGCUGCCAUCUGAAAAGUUUCAAGCUGUUUGUGGAUCUUACGGAGUCGCAAUUUCCGCCGCCCUCCUGAAAGCCAUUCUUAAUGACAAAAAUUACAGUGAAAGAGGAAAAAUUCGGUGGAAAGCGUUCAUUGACUUGCUGAAGAAGGUUAAGAAUGAAGACCAUGUUCCAGGCAGACGGGAUUCAACAGAUGGCGGUUCAGAGACAAGCGAGGGGCCGCAAAUUAUUCAACAUGAUAACCUGGAUGAACAGCCCGAGGAACGUUCUUUCUUGACGAGCAGAUGUCUAAAUCCAAACGUCAGACCGUUUUCCCAGCCUGCUUUACAUCUCGGCGAAGAUCGGAAUUCCGAUGACCGGGAGCCCUGGAUAGAUCGCUUCAAGAAACUAGAAAAUGCUCUUCAGCUCUGUGAAAUCCAAAACAGCGGACUGGUGGAACUGGAGAGAGCAAAGAGACUUAUUCACAACUACAACCUCAUCUACCGCUUAAGUCUGAGCGCCGAGAAAAUUGAGGAAGCUCUUCAGAAGUGUCACUCGGGACAGGGAGUUCUCCUGGAGCCUGCGCUACUGUAUCUGAAGGAGCUAUAA